This is a messenger RNA of Musa acuminata subsp. malaccensis (wild Malaysian banana), 4399 nucleotides long. Lineage: Eukaryota; Viridiplantae; Streptophyta; Magnoliopsida; Zingiberales; Musaceae. The record is from RefSeq and is a predicted model, not a curated record.
CAACAUUUCUUUGGGCAGUUUGAGAUAACAUUGGAGAUGUGUCGGUCUUCACUUACAGCUCUCUGCCCAUCAAUCAUUACUCUCCGUAUAUAUAGUUGGGAUACUGUUGCGUUCACAGCGCGCUCUGCUCACCCGUCCUAAGGGAUGUGAUCGAUCGUCGGCUUCUUUGCAGUACGAGAGAGUGGAUUUCCACUCAAAAAGGAUUCCUCUUUGGGUCGGAUCACGAGGAAUCAAUGCACCUUUCCGCAUUUAUGCCCUCUCUCUGUCUCUACCUAUCUUCAUCUUUCAACGACCCUUCGUGAACUGAGAACGGAGAGAUUGAUCGGGUGUCUCGUGGAGAAGAUCGGGAAACGAGGCGCCUUUUUGGAUUCAUCUCCGACUCCCGGGCUCCGAGCGCGCGAGCUUUCCGCCAGAGUUCGUACCAAAGGUUGGUUUUGUUGUGGGUGGGCCAUUUCGAUCUUUCUCGAUCAGUGACAUGGCAGAAGGAAGGGUUUUCUCUAACUUUGUUGAUUGAUUUCGACGGGGAUUUUUUGUCCUGGAGAUCUGUACCUAUCGGUUUCUUCUCAAUUUUGUUGAAAGAUCGGAUCCUUUUCAUCGGUUCUGCAAGGAAAACGUUUUUGUCGAACAAAGCCUGCAACUAUUCUCGUUUCUGUGGGCAAGAUCCGAUGCAUUGUACGAGGAGUGUCGUCGUUUCUCUUGGUGAAUCCGAUGGAGAUAGUUGGAUCUCGAUGAAUCUCAGAAUCCAGCCUCUGUGACUUCAUCUCUUUGAUCGAUUUCCCUGGGAAGAAAAUUUUCCUUUUUUUUCUCGUCAUCUUACUGGAUGUGUAGUUCAAUGCACAUUUGCCAAAACCAAAGUUUACUUCUCCGCUCACGUUGUUCAUUUGAGAAAAUAAUCUCUCUCUCUCUAUUGUAUGAUUGAUUAGAUCUCUGGAGACUCAAUUUUGCUCAGUCUAAAUGAGUUUGAUUUCCAGGAAAUUUUAUUUUUGAAGUCUCUGGUGAUCCAUACCAUGGCUCACUGCACAAAACUCGAAUUUUCUGGUCUGGUUCUGCCUAUUUCAGCAUAUUUGGUUCAUCUCGUUGAGGUUUCUCGAUCUACUUCCUCGUGAACAAUUCUGAUCUCUGAAAUUUUAUGUGCAAGUCAGUUCUGAUAGAUCACUGUCUUUAGUCUUUUCUGUUCAAAUACCACUAGUUAUUACUUGAUUCCCAUAAUGUGGUUGGAGGAUAUGAUCUUUUAGCAUAGGAAAUGCUGAAAUCAGCAAUCACUUUGCUCUGUUAGAAAUCCACAUCUGGUUUUGUGUCAUGCUCCUCUGUUUCACUUCAAUUCUCUACUGUGGGUUGCAUUCAUAUAAGCUGUUCUCUUCUCGCCUCUUCUCUGAAAUGAAAUAUACUCUGUGAAAAUUAUAAAUUCCAUCAUGGCAAUCUGUUCUUAUUUUUCACAUCCUAAGGAUGACUCCGUUUGUCACUCGGAGAACUUGUGAGGUCGUCCAGUCUUUCUGUUUCCUAAAAGCCAUUAUCUCGGUAAUACCUCCUUGCCUUAAAUUUUAUCCGGGAUUGGAAUCAUCUCAUAAAAAAACUGCUUGCUUGUACCUGAUUCGCUGGACAAUUUUGAAAGAACAAAAUUUGCUUGAUAUUUGUGUGUUCUGGAGCCAUCACACAACUGAUAUAUCAUACUAGUUGCUUUAGAACAUCUACACCUUUGAUGGUGGAACAAUUAGAGAAUAACUAAGGAGAACCUGCCCUGGUCCCGAAGCUCGAUCAGCUUUCUUGUUCAUGCUAGCAUUGAUUGCUAUUCAUACUCAGAUGCUAAUUCAUUGAGUAUCCAAAUGUUUUCUCCUUUCCUGCAGAGUAAUGUGCUUUAGAAUUGCAACAAAUGGCUUCGUUGGUCCCGGGUGUCCUUAUCAAGCUCCUUCAGCACAUGAACACCGAUGUUAAGAUUGCUGGAGAGCAUCGGUCGUCCCUCCUCCAGGUUGUGAGUAUUGUUCCUGCCCUAGCUGGAAGUGAUCUCUUCACCAACAGAGGCUUUUAUCUGAAGGUCUCUGAUUCUUCCCAUGCAACAUAUGUUUCCCUGCCUGAUGAGCACAAUGACCUUAUCUUAAGUGAUCAGAUCCAACUAGGCCAAUUCAUUCAUGUUGACUGUCUUGAGGCAGGCUCCCCUGUGCCCAUUCUUAAGGGUGCGAGGCCACUUCCUGGUCGUCAUCCAUGUGUCGGGAACCCUGAGGAUCUCGUAGCCACCAGUUCUCUUGGUUUCCUCAAUCCUGAGAAACCAAAGUCAUCCAAUUACUCAAAGCAUAACAGCAACAAAUCUUCAGAAAAUGACAGGAGCAAGUUGGGCAACUCAAAGUUACCUAUUAAAAUGCAGGAGGUAGAAAAGAAAAGGGCUUCACUUAGCAGGUCAAGCUCUUUACUUUCAAAACAAUUGGUCACUGGCAAACUGGAAAAGAAGGUUUCUAUCAGUGUGAGAUCAAAAUCAAUGCACUUGAGGUCAAUGCCUUCAUCUCCAACAAGUGUCUAUUCUUUGCCUGGAUCAUUUGAGAUGUUCUCCAGUGAAAUCAAGAAGCAAGCACAAGCCAAAAGACUGGAGAAACCCACAUUAUCAAGGGUGGGUUUGUUGGAGAAGGCAGCGUCUGUCUUGAAAGUGACCAGUGCUGGAAGGAAGUCCUCUGCCAGGAGCUUACAGGGAAAUAUGGUGCCAAGCAUUGGGUUAGUGCCAAAGGCAUUGAGGAAGAGCUGGGAGGGGAAUGUGGAGGUAAAGAGAAGGGGUAGUUCUAUCACCAAAAUAGCCAAGCUCGAGAUGAGAACUGAAUCCAGGAGUGCUUCUGCUCCUCGACAGAGGUCAUCAAUGAAUGAGAAACUGCUACUUAAGGAGGAUUGCAAGAUUCAAAGUCCUGUUAACAAAGACAUCACAAGUGCUGCUGAAGAUGAUUCUGAGAAAUCAGCUAAACAUAAGACUUCUGUUGUAAAGAAGUCGCCAAAGUCUUGUAACAGUCUAAAUCUUGCUAAUUUAGUCAAAGUUGUUCCUACUAACAGAAAAUGGACAGACGGCAGCAUAUCAUGGGCAUCACUUCCAUCAUCUCUAGUAAAACUAGGAAAGGAGCUUUUGAAGUAUAAGGAUGCAGCACAACUUGCUGCUGUUGAGGCUAUACAAGAAGCUUCUGCUUCGGAGAGCUUAAUUCGGUGCUUAAGUAUGUAUGCAGAGCUAAGUACCUGCGCCAAGGAGGAGAGGCCGCAGUCAGCCGUUGAGCAGUUCCUCGCCCUCCACGCCUCCCUCUGCAGCGCCACCGCCGUCGCUGACUCGCUCUCCAAGACCAUACCAGCAUCCCCGAAGGUAAGCUCACCGGAUGCACCCUCGGUCGGGGACCAGAUCCCCGAAGAAGCCCUGAGAGUCUCCGCUAAGAACCGCCGCCGCGCCGCAUCCUGGGUUGGCGCGGCCCUCGCCACCGACCUCUCCCCCUUCUCCCUCUACAACCGCAGGACCUCCGCUGACUCCAUAGUCUCUCCGUCGGUGGUGGUCCUUGACGGUCCAGCAAAGACCUCCGCGGCCGCUGCGGCCCCCUCGAAGGCCUGCCAUCAGUCGAAACCCCGGCCGUGCCCGGCGUCUUCAUCGGCUGCCAAGGGGAGGGCCCGGGGGGCGGCGCCACCGUCGCCGCCGCCGGAGUGGGAGCGCGGGGUAGGGAUGGAGGAUGGGGCGGAGCUGGCGCGGCAGCUGAGGGAGGAGGCGCACUCGUGGUUCCUGGGGUUCGUGGAGAGGUUCCUCGACGCCGACGCGGCCGCGCCGGGGCCCUCCGACCGGGAGCAGGUGGCGGCGAUGCUGUCGCAGCUGAAGAAGGUGAACGACUGGCUGGAGGCGAUCGGCCAUCGGAGGAGGGAGGGGGAGGCGGAGGCAGACGCGGAGGUAGACGAAGCUGAGCACGGGGAGGGCCCCGGCGGAGGCGUGCCGGUGGAGACAAUCGAUCGGCUGAGGAAGAAGAUAUACGAGUACCUCCUCACCCACGUCGAGUCCGCCGCCGUCGCGCUCGGCGGCGGGGUGCAGCCGUCGCCACUGGACGGAGGUCGGCCGGUUCAGUCCAAAUGACGGAUCUGGGCCUGCGUGAAUCACAAAGCAGCCGUUCCAUCGUCCGCCGGGGUCCGUUCCUGCACGCAUCACGAAGCAUGUUACUUUCCUUUGGUUCGUAGAAUACGUGUUUGAAUUCUAUUGCGUGGGCGGGGCAAACCGUGUUGCAGAGGAGAGGCUGGUCAUCAUUCAUCAUUGGAUUUCUUGUUCUAUAUGUUGGGACGCAGAACAUAUCUGUAAUAAGUCCCUUUUUUUCCUUUUUAUUUAUCCGUGGCAUUUGUGACUAUUGAAGGCUUUCACAUCAGAAGCAAAACAUGCACGAGAGCAGCUGCAUGUUUGGUCAUCUUA